Durusdinium trenchii is the source of this 2673-nucleotide messenger RNA. The record is from the annotation of a GenBank genome assembly. Lineage: Eukaryota; Dinophyceae; Suessiales; Symbiodiniaceae.
AUGUUGCAGCUGCAUCUGCAGACGAAUGGCAUUGCCGAAGUGGAGGCACAGAGUAUUUGCUUGGAUUGGGACGAUGAAAUCCCGGGCUUGCCUACGGCUGCGACCAUGCGAAGAAUCAUUGCUCGAGAUCCAGUGUCCCAGGCUCGGUUUUUCCAUCUUAUGAUGAAGAUCUUUUUCGAAGAGCUGCUUGGCAUCGAGCCGACUUUUCAAAAGGAACGGUAUGCAGUUGGAUUUCCACGCUGCUUCGAAGAUGGCAUGGCAACUUCAUUGUAUGGUGGCAUCUUUGGUGAUAUUGCUGCUUUGUGCGGCCCGCUCGAAACGCAAGGACGUGGAUCCAUGCAUCCACAUAUCCUCAUCGUCUUGCUGGGUCAUGACCUCAUCAGUCGUGUGCACACCUUGAUGCGUCGCAUUGGACAUGGCGAGCUGGUGGUGGAACUGCAAAGGUGGAGUCGCAAAGUGUUGGAAGCUGCUGCGAAGAUUCGCUGGGACAGUCAAUUGGCUUUGUCCGAUUGCUUGAAUGUAGAAGGUACACCUUUGCCGUUUUCCGAAAAGCAACGCAGUGAGUGUGGCAAACAAUAUGCGGAGGGCAUGAGCAAUCCUGCAGCUCAAGUGGUCAUGCGAUGUAACGUGGAUGUGAAGUAUUUGGGUCGUGCAUUCGAUGCAGCUGAUUUGGAGAAAGUAGCAUCAGAAGUCGGUGGUUUGUCCGCACUGGAUCCUCAAGCAUUGCCUGAUACUGAUGCUGAGCCACAACAGUCUACAAGUGCCUCCAGUGUUGAUGUCCCAAUGCACGACGUCAAUUUGGACAGUGGAGAUGUCGAUGACAGCAUGCAAGUUGUUCGGGAACAGGUGAAAAAGCGGAAGACUGCCACCAUGAAUGCUUUGGGCCCUCACAAAGAUACUUCGCAGUUCUCGCAUACCAUGGAGCGGAUUGUGAUUGAUAUGUUUCGUGACAUGGAGGAUGUGCGGUUCUACACUGGUGAGUAUGCAAGUAAGAAAUUUGAGGUCUCCAGAAACUUGCUCCCUGAACUGUAUGCUGGUGUGCAGAAGUUGGAAACAGAAGAGACCGAGCGUCUCCAAAGUGCCAGCAUCGAAGAAGAUGCAACUGCGCCCCAGGCAGCGUCCUCUGCCAACCUGCCUGGGGGUCAGCAGCAGCACAGGGCACUCAGCAUCCUCCGACGCCUGGCUUUCGGCAUGCAGCGAUGCGUUGCAAAAUCCAACGGAGAGAUGGCGUACCAGCUUUUGUACGAACAGGAACAGUAUGUGACGUUUGGAGGGUACAACAUGUUCUUCCGCUACAUCCCCUAUGCAAUCAUGCAAUGCCGAUUGCAAGCACUCACGGAUGCGUCAGCCGACCAUCCUGAGUGCGCCGUGCCACCCCUCGAUGUCCCGCCUCCUGAUGCAGCGGCAGCCUUGCCCAUUCAGGAGGUGGCGGACAUCGAGGAGGAGGUGGACGGCAGGGGAAGCAAGAAGCAGCAACUGGCACACUUCAACCAGAAAGAUGACUUCUUGCAUCGCGGUUCCCAUCCACUGCUUCGUUCCAUGUCGCUGCUGAUGUAUUCCAGGUUUGUUCGACGUGUGGAUCGCUCCAAAGCAGGUCAGGCCGAUGGAUUGCAGUUCUUCGAGUUCGAUGCACACUAUCCACAUCACCGUUCUUCGCUGCAAGAGGUCCGACUUGCGGACAACAAUGUGGUCGUGCCAACCGACCUUCGUCUCCCGGCCGACCACGAGACAGAAAAGCUGGCUGCUUACAUGUUGGGCUUGACUUUUCCGUUCCCAACUUGCACCGGCGAUUGCAACAACUCGCAGCAUUGCUUCGCUUGUCAUGUCGUGGAAGUACAUGAAAGCCGUCGGGAGAUCACUGCACGAUUUACACCCGUUUGGCGGCAUUGGAAUGCCAGCAUGAAAGUUCGACAAGAAGCAGCGCAGACAAGAAUUUUGGCUGGUCUAUCCGUACCGGUGUUGCGAGAUGUUGUUGGUGCGCGAGCAUGGUACAGUGCAAAAGCAACUCCUGGACGUCGUUUGUUCGCCGACUUCAUGAAGAAGCUUGUGCAGCAACAUCUGGGUCGGGUCGAAAGCGUGUUUGUGGAUAUUCCCCGCAUUCAUGAGCUGAUCUGUAUGUAUUUGAAUGUCGAGCCACAGUCGCACUAUUCACAGUUGACUCCUUUGGAACACUUGCGCACUUUGCAGUUAUCGUGGUUGGAACGAUACAGGUUACACCAGGCGGCACGGCGACUCAGCAGCAGUCAACGUCGCGCCGAGCGCUUCGCCUACAUGAGCAAUGUUGACAUGGAAGAAGCCGAUCCAGAGGAGGAUGAGACGGGUGCGGUGGACAUUGAAGGCGAAGAUGCAGAUGAUGACAUGCAGCACGCAGAUGCAUUGGAACGCAUGGAGUGUGCUCCACAUCCAAUCCACAAAGACUCUCUGGCUGAUGCUUUGUUUCGUGAUCGUGAGUGGUAUGCUGUCAUGGCGAACUCCAAGGCGAAGGCGUUGAAAACUUCUCUGCAGAAGUUGAUGCAAUUUGUGAAUUGUUUGGGUGGCGUGCCCGAUGUCAAGCAUGGUAUGGGCAUCCGAAGCAAUGGCACGACUGAGCUGGAUCGGACAUGGAGUCACGCAGAUACUGGACGAAUUUUUGCGGCACAAAAGCAAUAUUUGGAAUACAUUGCCGGAGGCUAG